This is a messenger RNA of Cryptococcus wingfieldii CBS 7118, 1173 nucleotides long. RefSeq lists its product as hypothetical. The transcript is spliced from 8 exons. Bases 1 to 1173 code for a protein of 390 amino acids. The record is from RefSeq and is a predicted model, not a curated record. Lineage: Eukaryota; Fungi; Basidiomycota; Tremellomycetes; Tremellales; Cryptococcaceae.
AUGUCCGACCCAGCGUCCCUGGUAGUGGGCGUGAUGCUAGGGCUGGCGGGCGUCAUAACCAACGUCGGCAUCACAGCAGUGCAAGCGCAUCGUCUCCUCACGGGAUCGUCCGACUAUGCCAGUAUCAUUGUGACCGACAUGAAAGACAAUAUAGCCACGUUCGCUAUCGCAAGAAUCCUGUGUACGGCUGCAGCAGGUCACCACACCUGGAGGGUACGGGAGAUGGCUGGAAUAAGCAGACGGCACUGGUUCUGCAGCCAUUUGAUUCUGAUAGUGUUGGCGUUUGUAGGCAUGACCGGGGCCGUCGGCCCUCAGAACUAUGCCUCACGGCAUAUCACCAAUUUGUCGAUCAGCAAUCUCGAUUCUUUCCAAACAUGGCUCCCAAUCCAAGGCGAUCUGUACAGAGGCUGGGUCGCUCUUUUGGCUGGAGGCAACAUCUGUAUCUGGGCAGCGCUAGCUGCCUUAAUCGUGGAACAACGGAAGGGAUUUGGUCAGUAUCAUGGAUUGGGAAGGAUGGUGUCUGGAAGCCUGCAAGUCUCGCCACGCUUAUUACCCUCGGUGAUAGUCGGGUGCGCUCUUCUCGUCCAGCUCUGCGCGAGCACACCCUCUCUAGGCAUGACAGACGCUGACGAUUGUCAAUGUGCCAUAGGGGGCACCUCCCGUACAACACUUCAAACGCUACCCGCACUGGCUUUGAUAUCCGUUCUCGGUCCUUUAAACUAUAGACGCUGUCUCCAAGCCAUUGUCGAAACAGCUACUGAGGGUGCGGACAAGCUGUCCGUCUCACACAUGACAGGCUCCAGCAUGUUCAAGAGCUUCUCUUACAAGGGACAACCGUGCGAUGAGGAAGGGGAGGGCAGUGUAAGGGUGACAGUGGAUACAUAUGUGGCUUCUCAUGUAAGCUCGUUAGCUUCCAAUGCCAAUACUCGAAACGGAGGUUUGCCUGUGACUUCACCCACACCGACACUGAUCUCAGAUGUCUUACACGGCGCAAUUGUCGAUGUAAGUUGCUGUAACCAAGUACAAGCGUGUGCUUCUCUGCGACAAGGCGAGACUCGUUCCUUCCGGACAACUGUCGCACCCAGCUUCAAAUCAGCAGUACCCAGCGGCAAGUCUGUAGCGAGGACCAAGUCUGUAGCCUCAAAGUCUGCCAAGUCUGAGAGUGUAGCAUGA